GAUGUGCGGGAGAAGAACCCAGACGCCUCUACUGAUGGAGGCUUCUUGCAGCGCUCUCUCUCUCUCUCUCACACACACACAAAUAUACAAAGACACGCACACUCGAGUGAAGCUUAAUGCAUUGAUCCACACUGAUCAGCUGUAGAAGCUGUAGCAGCAGCAGUUAUCACUGCUUUCAUCAGCAGCAGCCGCAGCAAUAUCAGCAGAAGCUGUUGCAGCAGUGAUAUCAUCCACGCCAUCGGCAGCAUCAGCAGCAGCAGCAGCAGCGACAAUUGAAGAAGCAGGGGUAUCAUCAGCAGCAGUAGCAGCAACCAUCAGCAACACCAUCAUCAUAAUCAGCAGUUGAAACAAUCAUUAUCAUCGAUAUGUUCAGCAGCAGCAGCUAGAAUCAGCAGCAGCAUCGGCGCUUCGUCGUGGGGUGUUCUGUCAGUGACAGUUCCCGGCAGAUGCCUCUGUCUCGUGCAAGGUUCAGCAAAGAGGGACAACAGGAGGCGCAGGACCGUUCCUGCUGAAGGUAAGGUGAUACGGUCACCACGAGCCUAAGCAGCUCGUCAGAGGACGCACCGCUCCACUCCUCGACCCGGCAGGCAGGCGGUGGGGGGCGGUGGGGGGCCCGUUGAUCCGGCGUCGCCUGUGGACCAUGCGGCCGGGGGCCCGGCAGCACCUCCCGCCCAACGACCGCCCGAGCGUGUGGCGCGGUGGCACGAGGGUCCGGGCUCCGCACGCAGCGGGCGGCGCGUGAACGAUGAGCGGCGAUGGCGAGGUGCUCUUCCUGCGCGAGAACUCCCUGGCGUGGCUCGUGUGCUCGCUGACGGCCCUCGUCGCCAACGUGUGGGGCAUCCUCAGCGUGUCGGCCAAGCAGCAGAAAUGGAAGGCGCUCGAGUUCCUCCUGUGCACCCUGGCCGGCACGCACGCCCUCACCGCCACCAUCCCCCUGCUCAUGUACGCCGUGGUGAACAUGCGACGCGGCUCCUCGGACUACGAGUGGACCGAGGGCCUCUGCAAGGUGUUCGUGUCCAGCUUCUACACCCUGGCUCUGGCCACGUGCUUCACCGUGUCGUCGCUCGCCUACCACCGCAUGUGGAUGGUGCGCUGGCCCGUCAACUACCGGCUGAGCAACACGCGCAAGCAGGCGGUGCAGGCCAUCAUGGGCAUCUGGACCGUGUCCUUCAUCCUGUCCACGCUGCCCGCCGUCGGCUGGCACGACACGACCGAGCGCUACUACGCGCGCGAGUGCCACUUCCUCAUCACCAAGAUCGGCCUCGGCUUCGGUGCCUGCUUCCUGACGCUGCAGGGCGGCAGCCUGGCCAUGGGCAUCGCGUGUACGGGCAUCACCCUCUACCAGACCGCGUGCCGCGUACACCAGGCCCGCCGCGCGCCCGAGAAGGCCACCAUCACGGUGCCCACCAUCGUGGUUGAGGACACCACGGGCAAGCGCAAGUCGUCCAUCGACGGCUCCGAGCCGGUGCAGACGUCGCUCAAGACCACCUACCUGAUUAGCGUCAUCGUCUUCUUCUACGACUGCCUCACCGGCAUCCCCACGCUGGUGAUCAGCUUCGUGAGCCUGCGCUACGACGCGCAGUCCUUCUGGAUGGUGCUGGCGCUGCUCUGGUGCUCCGUGGUGCAGACGCUGCUGCUGCCGCUGUUCCUGUGCGCAUGCGAGCGCUACCGUGCCGACUGCCCCACCAUCUGGGAGCAUUGUGCCACGCUCAUGGCGGCCGAGGAUCUCGAUGACGGCAUGAAGACCAACGGGGGAUGCGUUCGUGAUUUGCCGGCUGAAGGCGAUGUCGAGCUGAGCCCCAGCAAAGAGAACAUCGCUCUCAACCGCAUACCGCUGGAGGGGUACCAGCUGCGUGACCUGCACCAGUUGCUCGUGGAAGGCAAGCACUUCCUCCAGCUGCCGCACACGAGGCGCUGCUCGCACGACGAUGGGGACAUGUGCUGGCCCGUGGGCUCAUCCAGCGGCAGCAAACUUCGCGGACCCACAGACGACUCCUCCACCGGGCUGCAGCAGCACGCCUCGCCCAAGCACUACCGCAAGAGAUUAGGCGGCGGCGGCGGUGGCGGCAUCGGAGUAAGCAGCAGCGCCGGGCAGAUCUCCACCUCGGGGUCGGCUCCAGACGGGCGCCCCGCCAACUACGCAGGGCGCAGGCGGCGCUCGGAGGGUGGCGUGACGGCCACGCUGCGUCCCGUCGUCGUCAAGACCAUGAGCCUGGACGAAGGCGAUGGCGACAGCGGCAGCAGCCGCUUCUUCACGCUCGACGAGAUCAUCAGCUACAUCGACGAGACGCCGAUGGUGAGCCCCUGCCCGAGCCCGGCCCACUCCUCCACGCCAAGAGGGGGUGGCCCGCGCACCAGCACGCCUGUGCCAAGGCACGGCACGCCGUCCAAGGGCGCGCGCGGCCUGCCCGACUGUGAACUGUUUGUCGUGUCUGGAGGGACCUUUGACAUCGGCGGCGACGGUGGUAGUCGGGAUGCGGAGGACGCGGAGAUGGCGGCAGCGCAGAUGAAGUGCGGAGAGCACGGUGCCGCGGACGGCUGCUGCUGGGACAAAUGCUCGACCAUGAGAAGAAUCAAUAUUUCCACGCAGAACGGUGUAACUCAGUGACAAUGUGCGCUGGAAUUGCACGCGUGGGCACUGAGAAACGCACUUGGUGUUUCCAAGAUCAGGCUCUCGGGGUGGAGCUCUGAGGUCCCUCCAUGGCCUCAUGUGAGAUUUUCCACCGAGAUUGUGAGUGUGGAGGCAGAUUGGACUGUUGAAACAUAACAGCUUUUUUGGAAAACCCAGUCUUGAGGGGUUUAUUGAUAAGCCAUUGAAUAAAUGUGUAUCUUUGCCGAUUGAUAAGAUUGCAGUGCUCACGAUACUACUACUACUGUGACUGUAAUUAAAAACCAUGGAUGGUGAUGAGAGAAAAAAAGCCCUGAAUACAGAUCAGGACAAUAAAAAAAGAGUAAGACGCAUUCAACAGCAGAGAAUAAUCAAACAGAACAAACACGUGCAGAGGAAAGGGUCUGUUUCAUCAUCGAAAGAGAAUCGCACUUAGUAAGUCCAUCACCAAUGGGCAUAAAGGACCAACGUUUUGCGGCAGUAUUUGUUUGAAGGGGCAUAAUCCUAGACUGGUUUUGACUUUGCUGAGUCUCAUUAGCAGCGUGUGGCCUGCAUAACAACUGUUCCCGGGUUGACUGGUGUUAUAGGCAUGAGCCAUCUUUUGAUCACUGUUGGGACCGAUAAGCGAAGGGCAAAAAUAUUUCAGUUAUCUUGCGCCCUCUUGUACAGCAGCGGCGAGGUUCGAGGUUUGAGAUGAACGCGUAACAAGGCUCGUGUUGCUGCGAGGACUUUUCUUACUUGCAUGAAGCAUGUUGCGUGUAUUGUGCAGCCACAGGUGCUGAUGUGCUGAAUAUCAAGAAGGGAACCAUUCAAUAGUUGAGCCGUGAUGAUUUGCAAGGAAAAACAAAGGAUAGAUGUUUCCUCCGAUACAAGCGAGUCUCCAUCUAGUGGUGGUGAAGGGUCACUAGGAGAGCCUUACUUUAAUAUUCCAUUAAAACAGAGUUGUCGAUUUGUCACACAAAGGUUGCCGAUAUUCACAUUAGAUUUUUUAUUUAAGCACAUCAUCAAUUGAUUUUAUUUUCCGAAGGAAGCACUUUCUCUACGGACAUGAUGUUAAAUGUCACAAAGGCGAAAUAUUGCGAAGCACGUUGAUCGAUUUUGUGCAGAGCGAAUUGUGGGUUACGUUUAUGAUAUUAAUAAUAGCAAUGCCAUUUACUUCACCAGGAGAGCCUCACUGAGUCUCAAGACUCUUCUUGGGAGGGUCCUGCUACAUUGAGAUGUUUUGGCCAACUCCAUGAGAGGGGUUGGCUUCGUGUGGGAGGAAACCCAACUCCCCCAGAAUAACCCCACGCAUAUUUUUGAAGCGGGUAAAACCUCGCAGAUUAAAGAAUCCAUUUCUGCACUGCCAUUUCCUGGCCACCUCUCAACACCAGCAUACAACACUUGGUAUUCCAAGGCAGUCUCCCGUCCAUCCAAGUACUAAACACAGGCUCAGGCCUGCUUAGCUCGUUGAGAUCUGAUGAUUGGAAGCAUUUAAAAGGGUGAUUUUGAUCUUGUAUUAUGAAAGGGUUCAUUUUGCCGUUUUUGUAACUAACUGUAAAUAUUGAAACGAUUGGCAAGCAAGCUCAUAGUGGCCAUCGCCUUAGGCGCAGCUCUGCAAUUCAAGCCGAGCUGCGCUUAAGUGUCACGAAAAAAGUUGUUUCAUCUCCUUGUACUGUAUUAAUUUCCUGUCUGGGGGACCAGGGUUGCAGUGGUGAGCACAUUGUACUGCGAUAAAUCCCGAUACUCGAGUACUCCGGUUUAGUUCCCAGCUACAGAUAACAUCGUGGUGAUUUAUAUCUGAAUAUCUGAAGCAGACGUGGCAAUCCUCCCCUGCUAACCAAACAUCCCCUUCACCAAUCCGCACGUGACCAACGUAUGGUCUAACGACCCCUCAUGACUAACACUGUGUGGGAAGGCCUUCAUCCAAACAGUGGAUUGACAAAGAGCUGAAAAGUAUUAUUGUCGAUGACUUUAUUACGAUAUUAAUUCUAAAAAGACCAGGAUUUAUUUACAAAUGUGUUAUGGAUAUAUGGAGAUGGCAUUUGUCGGAAUGCGGUUCUAAAAUAUGAUACCUUAAAACAUUUAUAAUCCAAUGGGAAAUCUACUCGUAUUCAUGAAUGAAUUGCAUAGUACUGCAGCCAAGAAAAACAUUACAUAAAUUGUACUUAAGUGGUUAGUCAAUUGUAUUAUCUCAUACAAAAGAGCGCAAUUUAAAAAGAUGGUUUAAACACUGCAAUGAAGUGCUCUGAUAAAAGCUUAACGAUUGGGAACGUAACAAUGCAUCAAUAACUUUAAAUGUAUCAUUGUGCUCACAACACGUGCAUAGAUUCCUACUUGUAUGACUCCUUUGUUGACCAUUUAUGUAUUACUACAUGCCGCUACAUCAAGGCUGAGUGAACAAAACUGUACGGAGACAGAAAAAAAAUUCAAAUAAUGCAAACGGGGCAGUAAAAACGAGACAAAAAAAUACUUCAUUUGGUUAAAUAAUGAUCACGAAUCUACGUUAAGAGUUCAUUGUUACACGUUCAUUAACAAGCCCACGUACUGGCACCUUAUGACCAGGGGUCAGAUCUCCACAUGGCCAGGGAUGGCCAAACCGCGGCUGGGCACUUCCAAGUGCUGCUCGAUGGAGACGUUCAUGUGUAUAUAUAUAUUUUUUACUUUUCAAUUUUAUCUUCAUUUGAAACAGGAAACAUCUGCAGAAUUGCGACUAGCACGAGGCACUUGUGCCUGUGGCGGCCGAGCCAGACAUAAUGAGUACUUGUGGGGUGCUAAUGUAGAUUUUUUUUUAAAUGAAAAACUCCACAGCCAACCAGCGCACGAGCGAACUGGCUGUGACCACCGUUGUUGUUUUGUGGCGAUCGGGUCUUGUGAAUAUUUUGGUUCGGAAGGGCAGGAAGUUUGGUCACGCACUGACCACUCGUGUAGGCACCAUUGCCUCUGUGCUCUCUUUCUUCCACACUCGGGUUACACAACACCACCUAAAGAGACUGGAGACCUCGUUGUCCCACGAGCGAGGCGGUCCAUGCACACGAGGCAUGCAUUUCAGUUCCCCGCGGCGUUCCUCUCGUCUUCCUGACACAGCUAAGCAACGCCGUGCAGGAAGAAAAACACCAAGCGACAACAAAUAUAACCCGCAACAGAUGGUGACGUCGAUCUCACAACAUCGGUGCACUCCGUGAAAACCCCCAAUGAUUUGUUCUUGCAACCUUGGACGAUGGAGUUAUGUGAUAAUGCUCCGUCAUUGGUCCACGAUUAUCCUAUCCCGUGGAAGUGCACACCUGCGACAACGUUUCGCACGUGUCUCGUGUUUUCGCCCCGAUACCCGCGCCCUUUCGCCUGUGCGCUUGCUGGGGUUUGGCUUUUCGGGGCGUCGGUUCAAGUGAUGAUGGCUCGUGUCCCAGGGGGGGGGGGGGGGGGCAUGCGUGCUAGCGGCUGCGACCGUUACAAUGAUGUGACUGGUCCUAUUGAUAUGUUACCGAUGUUUCAGGUGUUCUGUAGCUGAAGGUUGUGUGCUUUGAUAAUAAACGUUUUAAAUACCAUUAUGUGCUUUAAGUUGACGUCCCGUAUUGUGUUAAUUGUAUUGGUGAAUUUCCAAUUUGAAAUGAAAAAAAAAAUUCCGCUAUCUUCCCUUCUGAACUCAACAACUGCCUUGUCUUGUGAUUCCAAAAUUCGUUACUAUUAUGAUCAAUAUCAUCGUCGUUAUUUUAAUUUGUUGUUUUUUGUUGUUGUUAUAACGUGGGUUGGAUGACUGUACAUUGGGUCAACGUGCUCGUCUCUUUUUGCAGCAGAAAACAAUAUUUGAAAACACAUCCCCCCCCCCUCUCUCCUUCAAACGAAUAAAAAAAGUAUGCCCGUUUCUGCUCUCAGCAGCAUCAAUCGUUGUGUUCUUACUCGAGUCCAGUUUUGCAAUGAUGACCCUGUUAAAACUUUGCAUGGCAAAUCAGUGGCUCAUUUAUGUAAUGCGUGUCUCUCUGUGCUAAGCAGAAGAAGAAGACAAACACUGCACAGGGACAAAUAUGUGCGGCUUUGCAUUCGUGCGGCGUGUUUGGCCUCGCACACCGAUGCCAUCGCUCCAAGAUUAAAUGUUUACUUACUGCACAGAGACAAAUUAAACGCGGGGCGAGCCACCGAAAACUGACGGACGAAAAUCAUUCAUGAAGCACGGCACUGAUUGGCCGCUUGCGAGGUGUCCCGCUAAGACGACACGUGCACUGGCUGAUCGAGCAGCAAUUGACGCAUUCGGC
Molecule: messenger RNA, 6837 nt
Organism: Lethenteron reissneri (Far Eastern brook lamprey)
Lineage: Eukaryota; Metazoa; Chordata; Hyperoartia; Petromyzontiformes; Petromyzontidae
Product: probable G-protein coupled receptor 162
Biological process (GO): G protein-coupled receptor signaling pathway
Cellular component (GO): membrane
Molecular function (GO): G protein-coupled receptor activity
Source: RefSeq, a predicted model, not a curated record